Rubroshorea leprosula is the source of this 1250-nucleotide messenger RNA. NCBI's taxonomy places the organism in Eukaryota, Viridiplantae, Streptophyta, Magnoliopsida, Malvales, Dipterocarpaceae. The record is from the annotation of a GenBank genome assembly.
AACAAAAAAGAGUCCAAGCCAGCAUAAAGGGUUGGAUUGUUGGUGUUUCACCUUGCAUUGGUAAAAAACCCUCAAGAUGCUCUUGUAGUUUGGACUUUUGCUUCUGUCUUGUUUCAUGGAAAGUGGGAGGAAGGUCUUAAAUUUGCUAGAGAGCAUGCAAAUAUGCAAGUUACAUUUGUUCCUGAAAUUUCAGGGUUUUCUGUAACAAAAUCUGAUGAAGACAUUGCCAAAGAAGUUGCUCAGCUAGCAUCUUUGGCACAAGAUUCUAUAUGUGCCUUAACUGAGAAAGAACGUCUGUUUGAAUUAAUGUCCAGAUACCCUUUCUCCCCAUGCUCCGGUUUGGUAUUUAUACCCAAAAGAAUAGGUAACCAUGUUGCUCAAAUAUUCCACGCACUAACAUGUGAUAUUCAAUCUUAUGAGGAUGAAAGAGAGAGUCUCACCAUCAAUUACAGCUUGCUUGGGAAGGGAAAUCCAUUCGAGACAAGAUUUGUGCUAGGCAAAAUUGUUCUGGAAACAUUGAUUGGUGGGCUUGUUGAAGGAGAGACGAGGACUGCCAAUGAUGUGUACCCAGAGGCCACUGAGAGUCUGUUAAAAGAUCAACUUCAGGUCAAGAAGGGUAAAAAACGCAGUCGAUCCCUAGCUGAACCAGAGCAACAGAUGGUGAAGAAGCCAAAGAAACAAGAGGUGGUCGACAAAGAAAAAUUCCAGGACAUUGCUAAGAUGCACAGCAAGGCAGUCCAGAUUUGCCGUUUGUCUGAAGAGAUUAAUGCACUUAAGGGAAACCAAUUGGAAGAGAUAGAAAGUUAUUCAUCAAAUGCUGUGGAGGCAAAGAAAUUGGAAAAGUUAAGUUCUCCCUCAUCAACUAAGAAGAAAACUCGAAGCAGGCGCCAAGGUGGAGCUGAGAAGCACAAAACAUUCAACAGGAGGAAGACUGAAAAACCAAAGGAAGUAGUGGUUGGUAAGAAAGACGACCGGCCUUCUCUUUCAAGUCUCUUCAAGAAAUAGUUGUCCUUCAUUUUGAAGAUUGCGUGCUAGAUCAUCAGGUACAGCAUCACCAUGAAACUAACUAACUGGUAAAAUUCAGAGAAAUGACAGACAGCUCUCCCCCUAGUUACCAAGUUUCGGUUAUUAUCAAUGCAAUUUGAUAUUAUUUUUUCUCAAAAAUUUUGUAUCUGCAUGAGGGUAAUAACUUAUUAUGUUUCCAUCUUUAUAGUUUUCAUGGCUUUUUCCUUGGCCAAUUGUAGUAUUCA